Molecule: messenger RNA, 2045 nt
Organism: Ectocarpus siliculosus
Lineage: Eukaryota; Phaeophyceae; Ectocarpales; Ectocarpaceae
Source: the annotation of a GenBank genome assembly
AUGGUGACAGAGUUUCUUCGACGGCGCCCAGGCGCUGGUGGCGCUGCAGCGGGGGCGGAUUCAGGGAGCGAUACCGCAAAGCCGUUCUUCUCGGACUUUGACCUGCUCCCCCCGGUGGCGGGGGAAAGAAGCAGGGCGGAAGAAGGACAAGAUCUGGGAGGCAGCGGUGGCAGGCGGCAAGAGCGACAACCCGGGCCGGCCAAGCAAAACGCGGGUAGCCUCGGAAACCAGGAACGGUCCGAGAACCGUUCGGCGGAAGGCCGGCCGCCGGCCAAAGAACGUCUCCCUGCGGUGGCGCAGGCACCGGCACCGGCGCCGGCAGCAGCCGCAGAUUUUGCGCCGAAGGACGACUUCGGAGACCUGGACGCGAUUUUGGGGGAGCCGUUGGCAGGGGAUGGAGCCGCGCCAUUCGGCGGCGCCGUUGGUAGUCCUGCUGCUCCAGCUGCCCCUGGCAGUAGCAGUAGUGGGGUAGAGGAGGAUGGGGACGGGGGCGAUGGGGCCUCGGGUGGCGUUGGAGGUGGCGACGCCGGCAGCGGCGGAGACGCAGCUAAGGCGGAGGUGGAAUCCAUGAAGGUUCCGGAGCUGAAGGCCAGGUGCAAGGCCCUGGGUCUGAAGGUCGGCGGGAGGAAGGCCGAGCUGCAGGCGCGGAUCCUCGAGGCACUUUAAUUUUUUUUUGUUUCGCUUUGAUGCAUGUGGAUUACUUCGGUCGUCGAUGGCGUAGGUAGAGGGAGGUACAAUAGUACGCAGAGUUUGGGGGAUCCGGGUCAUGUGUUUGUUUGCGGGGGGUGGUAUGUUGUUUUCGUCGGUCGAGCCUACCGUCAGUCCAUCACCGGAGAUUGUUGAGGAUCAGUAUGGAAUUAUAGAACAGGAAAGGUGGCGCGAAACUCCUGAUUGAAAGAAAUAAAAAUGCGGUUAAAUGUGUUUCUCAGGAUGACCGAAGACGGCACGCAGUUUUCUGAUUGGUCACAGAAACCUUGCGGCGAAUAAUUGUUUUCUGCGAACACCGUAGGCUGCACGCAGGUUUCUGAUGGGAAUGGUGCCAAGUCUGCGGGGUUUAGAUACUACAAGGGCUCUUGGAGGCAUGAUCUCUUGGCUCUAUAUCGGGUUUAUUUCGUCCCUGGCAACUAAGAACUUGAUAUUUUGGUGGUAUGCAAGCCCCAUUGUUUCCCCGCCUGGCUUGAAUGCAUGACGCGUGCAGUACUGCUGUAGUGCGGCACCAUUGAUUAUUUUGAAGUGUAACGCACCAUUUUGACGCUUGGUUUCCUCCAACUCCAUUUCACCCCAGACUGUUGGUCCCCUUUUUCUUGUACUUGUUACUUGUUUCCUGCUGCCAACAAUUGUCCGACGGGCCUAAGCCUCCCUCGCCGAACAUUCAAUGAAUGGCGGGGGUGCGUAGAUGCGCCACACAACGUGUCGCGUUCCAUCUAUAGGCAAGUGCGUUUUCGCUCAAUAUUUUUGGAUAUGUGUGUGCGAGUAAUUUUGUCAUGGAUGGAAGAGAAAGCACCUCGUGACUGUCUCCUUUCAACAGUGUUUUUUUGUUUAUUGUUUUUUACACAAUAAUACAAGCCGAUGAUGUCUGUGGCUCCUCUUGGUCGGAAAUCAAUUGCGUUGGUCACACGACGAGAGUGUUGGUAGACACGAGCAGACGAGCUUCGAGAUUCAAGUCAAAACUGGAGACAGACAAGAGCCACAGGAUGUUCAAAAGCGCAAAACGAAGUUCAUCGGGUGCUGAUGUGUGUAGUCUAUAUUGUGUAGCGUUUCUGUCGAUAUGCCUGGAUCACCGCCUGCUGUUGUUCUUUUUCUUGGUCCGAUUCGAUUCCAUCCGUGUAUUUUUUUUAGUCACUAUUGUUUUUUGGGCGUCCCAUACAGCUUCCUGCGUGUUCAAAAGCGCAAAACGAAGUUCAUCGGGUGCUGAUGUGUGUAGUCUAUAUUGUGUAGCGUUUCUGUCGAUAUGCCUGGAUCACCGCCUGCUGUUGUUCUUUUUCUUGGUCCGAUUCGAUUCCAUCCGUGUAUUUUUUUUAGUCACUAUUGUUUUUUGGGCGUCC